UAGUGAAACCUUAAAAAAAAAUCCCAUCCCACAAUAUCUCAUAUCUGUCUAGAAAGAUCUCGAUUUUUUUUAUUUUAUUUUAUUUUUUUUUGUAUGAGAGUUAUAAAAAGUCUAUGAAAAGUACCAAAAUUUAAUUAACCAACAAUUCGAAGAAAUUUCAACCUAAUAAAUCAUCCAAUCCAAUUUUAGCAUUACUUGUCUUUCUCUCUCAUCCCAUGUCACCUUCAUAACCAACACCUAUUCACACCUCGACGACUCAUACAAACCUCUCAAAACCUAAAACUUAAAACUUCCCUCUAAUUUUGAAGUCAUAACUUUAAAAUUCACAUCACAUGUUUUAAAAUAUAAUAAAUAAUAAUAUAUUUUCCCAAAAAAUUUAUAAUCUUGGGUAGAUAGUAUUUGUGAGCUUUGAAUUUGAUAGAUAUGAACAUGAUACAAUUUCAUGAUAAAGUAUAUGUUGUUUUAGGCAAUGAAAUUCAAGAAGAAGAAGGUUGUUUGACUUUAAAUUGGGUUAUUAAUAAGUGGGCUUCUUAUCAUCAUCCUUUCUCAAUUGUCAUUCUUUUUAUCAAUUCUUCAACUUCUUCUCCCUUGGAGUUUGUUGAUACCCCAUUUGGAAAGCUGCCUGCCAGUUCAGUAAGUGAUGAUAUGUUGCAAACUUGGAGGAAAUGUGAACAAGAUAAGAUUGACAAGCUCUUCAGCAAAUACAUUGCCUUUUGUGGAAAAGUAAAAGCAGAGAUACAAAGUAUUAUCAAUAAGCAAGAUGAACCAAUUCAAAAGACUGUAGUUGACUUAAUCAUAGAGAAGAGAAUUACUAAACUAGUCAUGGGAAUGACAUUUAUGAGAUCGUCAUCAUCUGGGAGAUCAAAAAAUGCAAUUAGUGGAUCAUUCUACAUUCAUAAAACAAAGCCAGAUUUCUGUGAAUUAUUCAUAAUAAGCAAAGGAAAAUUGGUGUUUGUGAAAGAAGAAAAUGAUGAAAGGUAUAUAGAGGAUGAAGAAGGUAAAAUAGUGGUAAAAUUGAAGAAAAAAGGAAGUUUGAGGGAUUGGUUAUUAGAGAAGAUGUUACCCAAUGGACAAGUGAAAUCCCCAAAUUACCCCUCACCAAAGUCUUCAUGCAUGGAAUGUGAAUCCCCAUUUUCAAGGAAUUCUAAUGAUUGGGAAUUCUAUGAACAAGAUGUUGAAGAGUAUUUCAAAGAGUUGGUAGAUUCAAUGAAGGAGAAAAAAGAGAAUGUAGAAAAAUAUGCAUCAAGUACUUGUAUGGAUAAUAGUCCAAGUGACCAAGACAUUCUUGUUCAUGGUAUUGAGGAAUUACAGAUUUCCGGUGACAGAGUUGAAGAUCUGAAAAAGAAGAUACAAGAAGCACGCACAUUGAUCGAGUCCAAUAAAAAUGCCGUGGAAGCUGAAGUUGACAGACAAGCCAAAGCUCAAUGGGCUAUUUCUUUGUGCAAUACUAGGGCAGAGCAACUCCAAGCUCAAAUAGCAGAAGACAUCUCAACAAGAAAUGAGUUAACAAAAGAAAUAGACAACACUAAAGAGCAGAUGAAUGAAAUUCUAGCAGAUGUGCAAGAAAACAAGAACAGGCUAAAAUCAUUGCUUGAGCUGCAAUCAGAGUUGUCAAGCAAACUACAGAUCUCUUCGUUGGCCAAGUUAGGAGCCGAGACACAGCUAGAGAAUGCAACCCGUACAAGAGUUGAGCUCGUAAGAGAAAUUGAGCAACUGAGGAAGCAAAGAGAUGUAUUCCAACGUAGGAUUGAAUUCUGCAAAGAAAAGGAUGCUAUUGGAUUAGCUACUAGGAUGAGUGAUCAGGUGAUGAGCUGCAGUUAUAGGGAGUUCACUGCAGAUGAAAUUAGAGUAGCUACUGGUAAUUUUUCUGUAUAUAGUAGAUUGGCAUGUGGAGGGGAUUGUAGGAGUAGUGUUUAUAAGGGCCGAAUCAAUCGCCUUUCUGUCGCUGUCCAGAUGCUCGAUUUUGAUGAAGAGAUGUCCCAAGAGAUUUUCCAAUCAAAGGUGAAUCUCCUAGCAAACACCAGGCAUCCUCAUGUUACAGCCUUCAUUGGCUUCUGCUCAGAGCUAAGGUGUUUAGUAUUUGAGUACAUGCAUAACGGUUGCCUAAGAGACAUCUUAUUCUCACGGACAAAAGCCAGGGUACUCCAAUGGCAACAAAGGAUUCAAAUCGCAGCACAUAUUAGCUUAGGCAUACAAUUUCUCAACCUAGCAGAACCAAGGCCAAUCCUCUGUAACGGGCUUAACCCAUCGACGAUCUACCUAGACAAGAAUCUUGUAGCGAAGUUCAAUUCCUUCGAGCUCGCACCAUGCUGUGAUGAGGCUGAUGUGCAAGCUGAAGUAAAUGCUUUUGGCGACUUGCUGCUGCAGCUUCUCACAGGGAGAAAUUGGGCUAGGAUUGAUCAUGAAGCAAUGCUGACCAACAAACAGGCCAUAUUCGAAGCCUUGGAUGGAAAUGCAGGCGAUUGGCCUUCCGAUUUGGUGGAAGAGAUCGUACAGCUAGCAAUAAAAUGUAGGACUUUAAACUCGGAGCCUAAUGUAAGAGCAAUCAUGUCUUCAGUGACAAAGACGUUGAAUGAGCUGAAGAAAAAGGCUGAUGUGAUGACAAUGAGAGAAUAUCGUAAGGAUAGCGAAGACAAUAUAUUUUCUGGUGGUGAGGAAUGGAGUCAUGUUCCUUGCAAUUUUCUGUGCCCCAUACUUCAGGUGAUAAUGGACAAUCCACAUAUAGCCGCAGAUGGACAUUCAUAUGAGUUAGAAGCAAUAGAAGAAUGGUUGCGGAUUGGACACGAUACAUCACCAGUAACGAACCAGAAGCUGAAGCACAAACAUUUAGUCCCUAACAAUAAUCUUCGUUUCCUGAUACAGGAUUGGCGUAAAUUUGUGAAUCUACUCAAAAAUAUGGAUUCUUCAGGUGACGGAAAAUCUAAUCAACUCGGAUUACGACCUCUCAGUAUAUCACAUUUGUGCUUGUUAUAAUGAAGUUAGAUUUCAAGUAGACAUGUCAAAUGGUUAUAGAGUUCAAGUAAAAAGUACAAAUCUGAUCAUUAUCUCUAUGUGUAGUUCUUCUUUAGCCUUACUUCUCCCAAUCCAAGCAAAGCAUUUGAAGUGAUAAACCGUUUUCUUACUCUUUCUGUCCUUAAAUUUAUUGAAGGAUAUAAAGCUUUGUAGACAAAUCUUAGAAGCUGAUUGUGUACAAAAUUUUGGUUUAUUUUUAUAUUUAUCAUUAUUUGGGAAGAAAUCCUGUUAAGUCCAAUUUGAGAAAAUGAUUUAGGUCCAACUCGGAUCGGAUUAUUUCACCAAAAAGGUGGAUUUAGGAAAUUGUUCAUCUUAAAGUGUUAUGUUAAAUUAUGCUUGCACGCCGUACUUUCCAUAUGAAGAAUGAUAGUUUUUUUUG
This is a messenger RNA of Amaranthus tricolor (Joseph's coat), 3391 nucleotides long. Its product is annotated as putative U-box domain-containing protein 50. Gene Ontology annotation, molecular function: ubiquitin-protein transferase activity; protein tyrosine kinase activity. The transcript has 9 exons. Lineage: Eukaryota; Viridiplantae; Streptophyta; Magnoliopsida; Caryophyllales; Amaranthaceae. The coding region runs from base 424 to 2973 and encodes 849 amino acids. The record is from RefSeq and is a predicted model, not a curated record. Gene Ontology annotation, biological process: protein phosphorylation; protein ubiquitination.